CUUGGUCCUCUCAUUCAGCAGAUGAUGCCAGUCGUGGAAGCUUCUCCAGUAUAUGAAAUGGCUCGAAAUGCUUCAGGUGAUGUGUUGAAACUUUUACUUGACACUGCUGGAACAACGAUUCUAAAUAACGAUCAAGAAGCUCUGAAGUCAUUUACUAAUUUGGUGGAUCAAUUGCCCUCAGUAUUUGGUGAGGUUGGACAAGGGGUGUCGGAAUUUCGGCCGUCACCACUAGAGAAUCGAAAUCGCUUCAAGUGCUCCUACAGUGUUCCACACACUUUACUGGUACAAUUCAACUCCGAUGCAAUCGAUGAGACUGAUUUGCUUGAAGAAACCCUUAGGCCUAGGAUAGAAUCUAUCGGCGGUACACUUGAAAAAGUCCGGCUUAGUGGAAACCAUCUGACACCUUGCAUACAGGACCCAAAGUGGCAGAUUGGGUCUGUGUACACACCAGCAGACGCUGUGGCUCAGGCGCUAAAGACGAUUCCUCUUAGCGAAACUCGAGUUCUUUCGAGAACUAUCGCCGACUGGUUUAGACAGUUUGAGAAUUGACCUGUCUCAUGUAUUGAACGAAGAUAUAAAUUGACGAACAAGACCAGCCUUUGAUCAUUUUCCGAACAUACAUCCUUGUCUGAACCAAAAAAUAACAUCUAGAAUAUGUAUAGACAUGUAUAUACAGUACAUUGGGGAAGCGUUACAAAGAUUUUCAUUGUUAA
This is a messenger RNA of Capsella rubella, 713 nucleotides long. RefSeq lists its product as uncharacterized. The record is from RefSeq and is a predicted model, not a curated record. NCBI's taxonomy places the organism in Eukaryota, Viridiplantae, Streptophyta, Magnoliopsida, Brassicales, Brassicaceae. The annotation marks the transcript as partial. The transcript has 5 exons.